Molecule: messenger RNA, 2408 nt
Organism: Apis florea (little honeybee)
Lineage: Eukaryota; Metazoa; Arthropoda; Insecta; Hymenoptera; Apidae
Gene: bdl
Product: borderless
Biological process (GO): cell-cell adhesion
Molecular function (GO): protein binding
Source: RefSeq, a predicted model, not a curated record
GAAAAGGAGGAGGAGGAGAAGGAGGAGGAGGAGGAGGAGGAGGAUGCGUCGGUGAGCUUGGGCGAACGGCGGAGGAGGAUGUGCUGAUCGAUUCGGAUCGAAAGUGGUGUCGCGUCCCAUUUAAGCGUGGCGGUUCGAUGAGCGUCGGUGAUGACAGAUGUGUUUCGCUCCCGUGCCUCGUACGCCGUGGUCGGCCGCGAGCCGUGAUUCGAAUCUGAUAUCGCGUCUGCUAACCUCGAGAGACAGCUACGAAAUCAUCGAGAGUACGCCGCGACCGAGGAAAAUGAGCGCAGCGAUUCUUGGCGUUCAUCGCCUGUUGAUAAUCUUCCUUUGCUAUCAAGCGACCGGGCACAGCUUGAUACUCGAAGAGGAGAAGGAGCCAAAUUACCUGAACGCGGGGGUGGGGGAGUACGCGGUGUUCAAUUGCGAUUUGGACUUCCCGCACGAAACACCGAUACCCUACAUCCUUCAAUGGAAUCGUGACGGCAGGACGAUCUUCUCGUGGUUCCACAACGGAUACUCGACGGGGUUGGGCUACGAGGGCCGCGUACACCUGUUGGAGGACGCGGCGAGCCGGGGAUACGGGCAGGGGAGCAUCAAUUUGACCAACAUCCGGGAGAGCGACCAGGGAUGGUACGAGUGCAGGGUCAUCUUCCCGAACAGGACGCCCAACUCGAGGAACAACGGGACUUGGUUCCAUCUCGCCAUAGAUGGUGCGUCGCCGUUCCCGACGUCUGUUCCAGGCGAGACUUUGCUGGCGGUUCCGCCCGUCAACAAGACCGUGAUGGAGGGCGAGUCGGUUGACUUCGAUUGCGUCGCCAAAGGGGAAAAGUCGAUGGUCACCUGGCUGCGGGAGGGGACGGAGAUCACGGAGAUCGAGGAUUUCAAGAGGAGGGCGUCGAUCGGCGGGGACGGCACGUUGACGAUCAACUCGGCCGCCAUGGGGGAUCUCGGGGAGUACAGUUGCGUGGUGACCGGGGAGACCGGGGACCAGCAGAGCGCCUCCGCCUUCCUCAACGUGCAAUACAAGGCGAAAGUCAUCUACGCUCCCCGAGAAGUGUACCUCCCGUACGGGAAACCGGCCCUUCUCGAUUGCCACUUCAGGGCGAAUCCGCCCCUGACGAAUCUACGGUGGGAGAAGGACGGGUUCCUGUUCGAUCCGUACAACGUGCAGGGUGUGUUCUACAGAAGGAACGGUUCCCUUUACUUCAGCAAAGUGGACGAGACCCACUCGGGAAGUUACACGUGCACGCCUUACAACGAGCUGGGCACCGAGGGGCCCAGCCCAUCGAUCACCGUGAUCGUGCAGAGGCCGCCUGUAUUCACCGUCACCCCCCAGCACUUGUACAUAAGGAAAUUGGGGGAGAAUUUGGAGAUACCUUGCGACGCGAAGGACGGGGACCAGUCUCACAGGCCCUCGAUCGUUUGGUACAAGGAUGGUUCGCCGAUACCGUUGACCAACAGGACGAUUAUAAUCGGUGGCAACUUGACGAUCGACAGGAUACAAGAGCAGGACAGGGGAUUGUACCAAUGCGCGGUGAGCAACGAGGCCGCGACGGUGGUCGCGGACACGGAAUUGAUGGUGUUGAACGUCCCUCCAAGGGCGCCGUACAACUUGAGCGCCAACAGCAGCAAUAACGCGGUCACGUUGACUUGGGUGCCGGGAUACGUGAGACCCAAGAUGGAAUACUCGGUCUGGUACAGGCCGACCGACACCACCGAGUGGAGAACGAUGAAGAUAUUGUCGAGGAAGAUCACCGAGGCGACGAUAAACAAUCUGAAUCCGGGGCGCGAGUACGAGUUCAUGGUGCUUAGCCAGGACAAACACGGGGACGGGAUGUUCAGCAAAACGUUGCGUAUUUUCACCCAGCCAAAUUCGUUGGAGGAGAAUUCGGCAUCGGAGUAUCGCAGUCCUCCAGACGAUCGAAUGGGUCCACCGUUGAACGUGAGAGUGCAAGCGACCGUGCAGGGUUAUUUGGUCACCUGGGAGCCGCCCGCUUACGGGAAGGAGCAAGUGAGACUGUACGCCGUUAGAUGGUUCCGUGGCCCGUCCGAGCAAUUGUACGGCAGAGCGGAAACGACCGACACUUACUAUCUGGUGAAAACGCUCGAGGAGGAGAGUUACUACACUUUCGAGGUGGCCGCGAUGUCGAUCUCGGACGACGUGGCGACGAGCGACCGCGUCAGCCUCGAGGUGCCUGCGUAUCGCAGGAACAGAGCGAUUUCGAUGGGAAUAGUGGCGGGGAUCGGAUUCCUGGCUGCCGCCCUGGCGGCGAUAUGGUGGGCGAGGAAACGUUUCUGUCAAUCGUCCAACGAGAAAUAAAGAUGGACAGUUAAUGGUUACGAUCCUCCGUUCGAAAUCCGUUUUUCUUUUUUUUUUUUUUUUGUUCCCCUUAAAGUAGCGACAU